This is a messenger RNA of Neltuma alba, 1253 nucleotides long. Its product is annotated as cyclin-B1-2-like. Gene Ontology annotation, cellular component: cytoplasm; nucleus. The coding region runs from base 326 to 754 and encodes 142 amino acids. Gene Ontology annotation, biological process: proteasome assembly. The record is from RefSeq and is a predicted model, not a curated record. NCBI's taxonomy places the organism in Eukaryota, Viridiplantae, Streptophyta, Magnoliopsida, Fabales, Fabaceae. The transcript has 5 exons.
UCUUUCCUUCAGUGUUCUCCUUUUAUGUUUCUUUCGCUUAUUUUACUAAAGCUUCAGUCCACAACAGCAAACCAUUCCAUUAGUGCAUGCCGAAUGGCAACCGUGAGGUGACCCUGUUCUAUUUUUUUCAUUUUGAUUUCUCCAUUCUUGCAUCAACUGAUUAUAUCUCCGAACCAGCCUCUGUACUGUUUUUCAUUGAAGGCAUUUAGACUCUUUGGGAGAUAUUUCUGUGCUCAGGGCUGCCAGUGUGUUGAAAAAUGGUGCUUUGGAGUUAUAUUGGAAGCUUGUGCUGAGCUGACUAGUUGCAGAGGCAGAAGACGCAAACAUGGAGGGAGUGCCAAAGAACAUCACACACCAAAUUGGAGGGCUCCAAAAUGACACCCUUCGUUCUGGACUUCAGGGCAUCAAGAGUGACAUCAUUGGAUCUCAUCCCCUUGAAUCCGCUCAAAAAUCCGUAAGGCGAACACAGGAAACAAUGAAGAGGAAGUGCAUUAUCAAUACAUAUGGGUCUGCUUUUCCACUGAAGAUGGACCUGGACAGGCAAAUACUUUCUAGAUUCCAGAGACCUCCAGGAGCUAUUCCAUCUUCGGUGCUGGGUUUAGAAGCUUAUACCGGAACUCUUGAUCACAUUUGUUUUGAGGAUUAUCUUAAUGAUCCCCGAGAAUCUGAAUCUUUCCGGCCACCGGACAUGCAUCAUGGAAUGGAAGUUCGCCUUGGUCUUUCCGAGGGGCCAGUCUGCCCAGGCUUCAUAUAAUGAGUGCAUCCGAAUAUUCAUUACAAUGAGAGGGAUGGAGCUAGCAGCAUGUUUCAUUAGGGUUCUAUUUACCAAUGUUAAGGAUGUUUGGGAUGCAUGGUUAAUGGAAACACAGCAUUUAUAAUCAAAGCUACAGGCUCUUUUGUUGUUUGUGAUGUAUUUAUAGGUUCCAAACAAUUGGCAUUUAAUGCUCGGGCUCUAUUUCUGACCCUUUUCCAGCGUCUACUUUUCAAGCAUGCUAUGCCUUUUGGUGACACUAGAAUUUGUAGUGUUCAAGCUGAAAGCGAAAUCUAGCUGACAAAGGUGCCAACUUUAAGCUGGAUUUGUUGCCGUGGCUUUUGGGACUCGCUACAAUUUUCCCUUGUCAUGAGGGACGAUAAAUGGUUGGGGUUGGAAUGAUCCUCACAACUUCCUUACUGUUCCUUAUUUCCUCAUGUAAUAGAUAUACCCCACUUAUUGCAGGACAAUUUCUAGAAGAAAUGAGUGGUUCUUAUUAUAA